GUUCAGAGACAUACACACUGCCGCUUCCUCAUCGUGUUUCACACAGUUGUUGGUAAUAAUUUCUGUUUCACGGCUGAAGAUCAUGAAGAUGUGGAGAUUCCAGAACCUGCUGAUCCUCCUGUGCACAGCUUUUAGUCGUCUGCCCCAAACAGCAUCUGUGAUCCAGGUGUUUGGAUAUGAAGGCAGAGAUGUGAAGAUUUCCUGCUCAUAUUCGUGGUGGUUUACAUCCACUGAAAAGUACUUCUGUAAGGAAGACUGUGGUUACAAAGAUGUUCUAAUAACAGCAAAACAACAAAGAAAGAAUAGAUACUCCAUCUCUGAUGAUGAGAACAAGAGAAUCUUCACAGUGACCAUCUCUGAUCUUAAGCUUGAUGACACUGGGACAUACUGGUGUGGAGUCUCAAAGGAAGGACCUGAUCGCUACACUGAAGUCAAGCUGAAGGUAAUAAAAGACAGCUGCUGUGAUAAAGUGACUCAAAUCCAAGGUGAUGAGGGCGGUUCAGUCUCCAUCAGGUGUCCGUAUGAGUCCAAGAAGAAAAACGUCCUGAAGUACGUCUGCAGAGGGAAGCAGCCCUCCACCUGUCUGCAGCGGGCUCUAAUCACCUCUGACAGGCAGACCAAACGAUUCAGAUUCACUGAUGACAGGAAGUCAAGAACAUUCACGAUCACCAUUUACAAUCUGACGCUGGAGGAUUUUGGGUCGUAUCUGUGUGGAGUCCAAAGUGACUCAGGACUGGAUGAUUUCUCUGCUGUUGAACUGGAGGUCAAAGAGUUCUGCAGAGUGAAGUCCUCCAUCAUCAGAGGCAUCGUGGGACGUCCAGUAACCUUUCAGUGUUCUCAUCCACCACAGCUCAGAGAUAAAGAGAAGUUCUUCUGUAAAGGAGACCAACUCAACAACUGCACAGACAUGAUGGCAAAUCCAACAAAGUUCAGGCUGCACCAGCUUUCCUCCAGCUGUUUCUCUGUGACCAUCACAGAACUGGAAGCAGGAGAUGCUGGGAGAUACUACUGUGGUCCAGACUCACAGCGGAGCUUUACAGACUACACCAGGAUUCAGCUGGAAGUCGUUUCUCCACAUGAAAGCAGCACUGUGAGCAUGAGCACCAUGACUGGACAUGUUACAUCCUUAUCAUCAUCAUCAUCAUCAUCAUCAUCAUCAUCAUCAUCAUCAUCAUCAUAUGUGCCUUUAAUUUACAUUCUGCCUACAGUUCUGGUGCUACUGCUGAUUUUAACUUUAGUUCUUUUGAUGUUUUUGAGAAAGAAAUCAAAGAAACUGCAAGUUGGUGAUGUAAUGAAAAGUGUCGGUCGUGAUGCGGAGACGAGGAUCAAUGAUAUUUAUGAUUUGCAUGAAGACUUUGAACCCAGUCCAUUAGACACCCCGAAUCACGACCCCAAUCUAAUCUACAGUGAAAUCAAUGAUUAAAGAUCAAAGACAAUAUAGCAUUUGGAUUAAUGAAGAAAACACAAAAAUCCCAAACAGUUAGUGUGCUGCUUAACUCUGAAGCAGGAUUGGUGUUUUAAACGUCAACAACUUUGGUCUUCUUGUUUAUCUGAUCAGGUAAAGUUGGCACAAGCUGGUAAAAAGCCUACCUCCUUUUUUUAAACUGUUAAUAAACGAUUUCUACGAACAACGUUCUUGAUGUUCUUCGGCAACAAUCUGGUGCAUCUUGUUAGGAGACAUGAUUUCGACUUUUAAAGAGUACUUGCUGAUGCACCAGAUCAUCACAGACAAGCUACUAAAAUGUAGCUUUAACAACAGGAACCCUAUAAUGAUGCAGACUAGAGUCAAAAUUUCCAAAAAAACAGUUGCACCUCUGCUGCCGAAUCCAGAAAACCUGAACAUUAAGAUAAACUUUAGAAAGAUUAAUCAUUCUUAUGUGAAGCACUUUCUGAAGUGUGCUGAUUAAAGUGUUUAAACGUAUCUGUCGUGUCAUAAUUAGAUGUAGCAGCUGUCACUACACAGUAAAAAAACAUGCCUCUUAAUUUAGGUAAGAUCAUCAGUCUAAUCUAAGCUGUUGACACCUUUUUGCAUUUAAACUAAUGGUGCACGCUGCAGCUUCCUGUGGAACUCAGUGGGAAAACAAUGCACGGAUAAGGUCAAAGGACUGUCAGGAUGUGGGUUUGGAGGAAGGUUAGGACCCAAGAUGCAGAACCAGAGACACGAGGCAGGACGUGGAAAAAACUUAAAAUCCUUUAUUAAGGAGUAAAUCCAAAGUGGCAGGGAGCCUAAAACCAAAAUCCAAAAGUCCUAAUAUUAAA
Messenger RNA from Nothobranchius furzeri (turquoise killifish), 2259 nucleotides. Its product is annotated as polymeric immunoglobulin receptor. Gene Ontology annotation, cellular component: plasma membrane. Gene Ontology annotation, molecular function: transmembrane signaling receptor activity. The record is from RefSeq and is a predicted model, not a curated record. Lineage: Eukaryota; Metazoa; Chordata; Actinopteri; Cyprinodontiformes; Nothobranchiidae.